CAGAAGGCAGGGCUGUCAGUGCGCGUCCAGCCAGGACCCUCGACAGAGUGCUUCGGUGCUAUGGCCGCCCCUGCGCAGCUGCAGGCUCUUCUCAAGGCUGUCAACACUCUGCUGCGCAAGCGCCGCUACCAUGCUGUGUUGGCCUUGCUUAAGGGCUUCCGGAACGGGGCUGUCUAUGGAGUCAAAAUCCGGGCACCUCACGCACUGGUCAUGACCUUUCUCUUCAGGAGUGGCAGUCUCCAAGAGAAACUGCAGGCCGUCCUGAAAGCCACAUACACCCACUCUUGGAACCUGGCCUGCUUCGUGUUCACCUAUAAGAGCCUCUGUGCACUCCAGUCGCAUGUGCAAGGCGAGACCCGCCAGAUGCACUCUUUCCUGGCCGCCUUCCUCGGGGGCCUGCUGGUGUUCGGGAAGAACAACAACGUCAAUAGCCAGAUCAACAUGUACCUGUUGUCACGCCUCCUGUUUGCCUUGUGCCGCCUUGGCGUGGAGAAGGGCUACGUCCCUAAACUCAGGUGGGACCCAUUCCCCUUGCACACAGCGGUGAUUUGGGGGCUUGUGCUCUGGCUGUUCGAGUAUCACCGGUCCACGCUACAGCCCUCCCUACAGUCCUCCAUGACCUACCUCUACGAGGACAGCAACAUUUGGCACGACAUCUCUGAUUUCCUCAUCUUCAACAAGAGCAGCCCCUCCAAGUAACACAGCCCGAGGCACUAAAGGAACUCCUCUUUGCAGACAGCUUCUGCAGUGUCCAGCCACUGCCCAGAGUAUGGUUCUAUUGACACACCCCCCUGGAGGAUCCUGCCUUCUCAAAGCCCUGGGCCUCACACUCCAACUUGUUUGAUCCCAACCAGGGUUCCAUUUCUGAAACAACAGCCCCGAGUUUCCACCCGCCAGGUACUUUUGGAUAGCGCAUAUAGCAAGGGGCAUGCUAAGGAGUCUGGGGCUGACUCCCGAUGCUAUUCCGACUCCAGUAAGGCCAGGGAAAGCGUCACCUUCUCUGGGCCUCAGACCGUUCAACACGGGGUGGGGGAGAGUUUCUUCCUGGUAGGUAUGAUAACCCUUCUCUGUGCUGUGUAUCAGAGGGCUCUUUGCUAGUGGGCUACAGUUACAGAUACCUUGGGAGGGGGACUAAACCCUUUGUCUAAGGUGUGCCAUUGGGGAGUUCCAGAGCCCCAUUGUCCAAUAGGAACACAACAUGAGCCUUAUGUGCAGUUACAGUUUUUCAAGAGUAGAGGGAUAGCUUAGAGGGACAGCACUUGCUAAGCUUGUGUGAGACCCUGGAUCCUAUCCCCAGCACUGAGAAUAAAACCUCUAGUGGCCACAUUUUCAUAAAGUAUUAAGAAGACUGCAGCAGUAGGUUGUGAGUUCCAGGCAAGCCUGGGGUACAUAAGAAAACUCUGUCUCAAAAAAUGGAGGGCUGGCUGGGCGGUGGUGGCGCACGCCUUUAAUCCCAGCACUUGGGAGGCAGAGGCAGGCUGAUCUCUGUGAGUUUGAGGCCAGCCUGGUCUACAAGAGCUAGUUCCAGGACAGGAACCAAAAGCUACGGAGAAACCCUGUCUCGAAAAUCAAAAAAAAAAAAAAAAAAUGGAGGGCUGAGGCAAUGGCUCAGUGAGUAAAGGCGCUUGCUGCCAAGCCUAGCGAUCUUAGUUUGAGGCCUGUGUUCCUCAUGGUGGCAUAGUGGGAAGAGGGGAAGAAAGAACCAGCUCCUGCAAGUUGUCCUCUGACUGCCACAUGUGUGCCUUGACAUUAUGUGUGCAUGCACACACACAUGCACAUACACAAUAAAUAAAAUGUAGUAAAAAUUUAAUAACAUGUAAAAUAAAUCUUAACAAUAUA
Messenger RNA from Alexandromys fortis (reed vole), 1839 nucleotides. RefSeq names its product peroxisomal membrane protein 4 (gene Pxmp4). Lineage: Eukaryota; Metazoa; Chordata; Mammalia; Rodentia; Cricetidae. The transcript is spliced from 4 exons. The coding region runs from base 61 to 699 and encodes 212 amino acids. The record is from RefSeq and is a predicted model, not a curated record. Gene Ontology annotation, cellular component: peroxisomal membrane.